Centruroides sculpturatus (bark scorpion) is the source of this 1182-nucleotide messenger RNA. Its product is annotated as ubiquitin carboxyl-terminal hydrolase 22-like. The annotation marks the transcript as partial. Gene Ontology annotation, molecular function: zinc ion binding; cysteine-type deubiquitinase activity. Gene Ontology annotation, biological process: protein deubiquitination. Lineage: Eukaryota; Metazoa; Arthropoda; Arachnida; Scorpiones; Buthidae. The transcript is spliced from 10 exons. The record is from RefSeq and is a predicted model, not a curated record.
AUAGCUGUUGAUGUAUCAUAUGGAGCUGUCUACUGUUUUUCCUGCAGUGAUUAUGUAUACGACAAAGAAUUAGAAGCUAUAGCUCGUAAACAAAGGAGAAGAGCUGCAAGAUUACUAGACAUGUUUUCAGGCAUGAAAGAACAGUAUUAUCCUUGGGAACCCAGCAGUUUUGAAAUGGAUUUAUUAAGAAGGAAUCCACGUCGAAAAAGAAUUACUGAUAAUUCUUAUAUAGGCCUACGUGGAUUGAUAAAUUUAGGAAACACUUGUUUUAUGAAUUGUAUUGUCCAAGCUCUGACGCACACCCCUCUUCUUCGAGAUUACUUUCUUGCUGAUCGCCAUGUCUGCCAGUUCCAAGAUGAUCCUUCCAUGUGCCUGGUGUGUGAAAUGUCCAGGCUCUUCCAAGAGUUUUAUUCAGGGAAAAGCACUCCUCACAUUCCAUACCGAUUACUCCAUCUUGUAUGGACACAUGCCAGGCAUCUAGCUGGUUAUGAACAACAAGAUGCUCAUGAAUUUUUUAUAGCUACAUUAGAUGUAUUGCAUCGGCAUUGUAAAGGAACCAAUGGUUUAUCAAGUAGUAAUCCUCAUCAUUGUAACUGUAUUAUUGAUCAAAUAUUUACUGGAGGACUUCAGUCUGAUGUUAUAUGCCAAGCUUGCAAAGCAGUGUCUACAACAAUAGAUCCAUUUUGGGAUAUUUCACUAGAUCUUGGGCCAAACACUCAUCUUCAAGCUUCAAGUUCAACUGAAAAUACAUCAGAAUGUGGAAUUGGAGAUGGACAAGAAGAUGCUGAGCCAUCAUCAUUAAUAGAUUGUUUAGAAAGGUUUACAAGACCAGAACAUUUAGGAAGUUCUGCUAAAAUAAAAUGCAGUAGCUGUCAAAGUUAUCAGGAAUCAACAAAGCAACUUACAAUGAAAAAGCUCCCUGUUGUUGCUAGUUUUCAUCUCAAACGAUUUGAACACUCCAGUCGUUUCCACAAAAAGAUUUCAAGCUUUAUUUCCUUUCCCCAGUGCCUAGACAUGACUCCUUUUAUGUCAUCUUAUCGUAGCAAAACAAAUAGUUCUGGCAGUGCAGAUAAGGGAUUUAACAGUAAUAUAAGUAAUAAUGAUAACAAUCAAGUUUAUUCUGAUGAUAUUGUUACAAAUUCCUCAUUUGCUGUUGACAUUACCAGUGCAAAUCACUCGAAU